ACCAAGAAUGGGCAGCAGAUGCUGGCGCACUUGCUAUCCAUCGCGUACCACGUGCUGGACGAGACCAAGCACAUGAACCUGAAGCCGCCGCUGCGCCCGAGCUCCAAGCUGUUCGCCGCCGACGCGCCCAGCUCGCCGCCGCGUUCUCCCGCUGAGGCCGACGCGCCGCAGGACGAGGCGCUGCCGGACGUCAACGGGCUUGCUGCGGGAUUUGCCGGCAGCCACGCGCACGCAGGCGGCGCCCAGGGCCACCCCAUCGUGAUCCCGUACUCGCCCGAGGAGAUCCAAGACACGUACUCGAAGAUUGCGGCGCUCAAAGCCCAGUACAUCAAGAUCAGCGCCGAGCUGCUGGAGGCCGUGAAGGAGGUGGAGAAGAAGCAGGAGCCGCAGCAGGACGACAAGGACGCGACGGCGAAGCUCGUGCAAAGGAGGAAUCAGCUGCGCAAGGAGGUUUAUGAGAGGAACUUGGUCAUGAAGGGGCUGAUCGACCGGCUGCGUAACCUGCAGCACUCGAUCAGGCUGAUGAAGGGAGGGAGCGCGUACCCGCCUAACAUCGUCAUGGAGAGCGUC
This is a messenger RNA of Phytophthora sojae, 570 nucleotides long. RefSeq lists its product as hypothetical. The record is from RefSeq and is a predicted model, not a curated record. The annotation marks the transcript as partial. Lineage: Eukaryota; Oomycota; Peronosporomycetes; Peronosporales; Peronosporaceae. The transcript has 3 exons.